Messenger RNA from Sabethes cyaneus, 1593 nucleotides. RefSeq names its product probable cytochrome P450 9f2. The transcript has 2 exons. The record is from RefSeq and is a predicted model, not a curated record. Lineage: Eukaryota; Metazoa; Arthropoda; Insecta; Diptera; Culicidae. Gene Ontology annotation, molecular function: heme binding; iron ion binding; monooxygenase activity. Bases 1 to 1593 code for a protein of 530 amino acids.
AUGGAUGUGAACGUUCUUUAUCUUGCGAUAGUGCUAGCUCUGUUUUGGCGCAUUUAUCGAUGGCUCACUAAAGAUCACGGUUAUUUUCACGAUAAGCCAAUACCGUCGCUGGCAGCGGUGCCAGUUUUCGGAAGCACUAGUGCUCUUAUGUUGAAGAGAAUAUCUGCAAACGACUUCGUUAAACAGAUUUACGAUAAAUUUGCUGGUGUAAAAGUAUUUGGCAUGUUUGACACCAACUAUCGUAUCUUUGUGAUUCGUGAUCCAGAACUCAUUAAGCAAAUUUCGGUGAAAGAUUUUGAAUUUUUCAUUGAUCGGCGACCAAUGUUUGGCGUAAACAAUAACGACAAUCCGAACAUGUUAUUUAAUAAAGUUUUAUUCUCGUUGAGAGGUCAAAAGUGGCGCGACAUGCGAGCUACACUGAGUCCGGCGUUCACGGGCAGUAAAAUGCGUGCGAUGUUCGAAUUAAUCACGCAGUACAACAGUGGAAUGAUUUCAGUCCUACGUUCGAAAGCUGCUGAUACGGGAUUUAUAGAUGGUGAAAUAAAGGAUUUAUUUUCUCGAAUUUCAACCGACAUUAUAGCGAGUUGUGCCUUCGGGUUACAGGUGAACUCAAUAGAGGACACAAAAAAUGACUUCUAUACGAUGGGUACUUCUAUGGUAAGCUUUUUCAGGACUUCUAUUAUAAUAAGAGUUAUGGGUUUUGCAUUUUUCCCAAAACUGAUGGAGAAAUUCGGAAUCGACGUCGUCGAAAGAAAGCAAAUACACUUUUUCUCGAAGAUUAUCAAAGAUGCUAUGCAAAACAGAGAAGCCCACGGUAUCGUUCGGCCGGAUAUGGUUCAUCUGCUGAUGAUGGCAAAGAAAGGCAUUUUGAAACAUCAGCAAGAAAAAACAACUGAAAACGAAGGCUUCGCAACCGUUCAGGAAUCAGACUUUGGGACGACUCAUAGUAAACCUCUUACGGAUCCGGAAAUUACAGCGCAGUGUCUGCUGUUCUUCUUCGCAGGAUUCGAAGGAAUAUCUUCGGGAUUGACGUUCAUGGCGUACGAACUAGCAGUGAAUCCUGAUGUUCAAGAGAAACUCUUUGAGGAAAUCACCGAAAUCAACAACCAGUUAGAGGGCCAACCGCUAACGUACGAUAUUUUACAAUCGAUGAGGUACUUUGAUAUGGUCAUGUCAGAAACUCUUAGAAAGUGGCCAAAUCCAAUGGUUGAUCGUUAUUGCGUCAAGGAUUACACGCUGGACACAGGAGAUGGAUUGAAAUUCACUAUUGACCAAGGGACCGCCGUCUGGUUUCCAAUACAUGGCAUCCAUUUCGAUCCGAAAUACUUCCCCAAUCCUGACAAAUUCGACCCGGAACGGUUUAACGAAACUAACCGGGGCAACAUCAACAUGGCUGCGUACCUACCAUUUGGAGUUGGUCCUAGAAACUGCAUCGGUUCCCGGUUGGCCCUGAUGGAGAUAAAGGCUAUCAUGUACCAGCUGCUGCUUAAUUUCAGGAUCGAACCGACGGAGCAAACGCGGAUUCCGAUGAAGCUCGCCAAUGGGCUGUUCCCGAACGUUAGACAACACCUGAGAUUGAAGCUGAGAAAUUGA